CUAUAUUACAUCCUCCUCAAAUUUACAUCUUAGUUUCCUUACGAUAUUGCCUUUUAACAUUCUUUUUUUUUUUCAUUAUUAUUUGACACAACAUCUUCUAUCAUGCGUUCAAUAUUCAUAGCAAGUAUUGGAUUCUCUAUAUUCAACGUGGUCUCUGCCGCGCAAGCCAAUUUCUAUUGGGAUUUUUACUGCCAGGAAUAUGCCGGUAGUGUAGACCCAGCAAUUGGCCAAGUUACAGGUGGUCCUUAUGGCUCUCGAAGUGCCCUAUGGGUCGACGCAGAUUCUGAAACUAGCUUCUGUACAGGUGCCUCAGCAGAGCUUUAUGUCGGCCCUGAGGGCUAUAGCAUGACACAAGUCAAUAUUGGAGAAUGUGAACAUGAUGAUCAAGGAAUCUAUGUUGUAGCCUAUUGUGGCUAAACAUCUGUUGAAAUCACCGUCAAUCUGUCAAAACACUGCUGCUUUAUACUGGCCCGCCUGUGAAAGGGCUGUAGAUUGAUAUACGUGGAAGUAAAGUUUUUUGGUGUUGUUAAGCUAAUAGACUCGUGUCAAUCAUAAGGCGCAGUGUUAUGUGCCACUUGGCGAUACAUAUUAAG
Molecule: messenger RNA, 593 nt
Organism: Trichoderma harzianum CBS 226.95
Lineage: Eukaryota; Fungi; Ascomycota; Sordariomycetes; Hypocreales; Hypocreaceae
Exons: 3
Coding region: 103-417 (104 amino acids)
Source: RefSeq, a predicted model, not a curated record